Molecule: messenger RNA, 3264 nt
Organism: Strigops habroptila (Kakapo)
Lineage: Eukaryota; Metazoa; Chordata; Aves; Psittaciformes; Psittacidae
Gene: GRB2
Product: growth factor receptor bound protein 2
Exons: 7
Coding region: 465-1118 (217 amino acids)
Molecular function (GO): protein binding
Source: RefSeq, a predicted model, not a curated record
AGAGCAUCCGCCCUGGGGGCAGGUCGGGGCGAGCCCUGAGGGGAGCCCGGGCGGGCUCAGGAGCGGCGGCUCAGCCCCGGCCGCAGCGCUGAGGGGAGGGCGGCCGCCACAGCGCCGAGCUGAGUGCCGGGAUGCCGUCGAAGGGACGGUGCUGAGAGCAGUGAAGUGAGGAGAUGAGGAGAGCCCACGAGUGGCCUGUGGCGUGAGGCGCCAUCCCCUUGGCUGAGAUAACCAGCGGACCGGCGGUCUCGGAGGAGCCCUGAGGUGAGCUCACCCGCUGGGUGCCGGGUGCGCAGGGAGCCGUGCGGGGAAGGAGCACACAGCCCUACCAAGCCGGGCGGAUCGUCCCCCGGCCUCCCUGUAUGUGAGAGACGGGGCCGGCGCCUCGGACGGAGCCGGGCCGCGGGAGGAGCGGAGGCUUCGGGGAGCGCUUCCUGCCCACCGCCGUGCGCGGCAGCCCCAGCAUGGAAGCCAUCGCCAAGUACGACUUCAAAGCCACCGCGGAUGACGAGCUGAGCUUCAAACGGGGGGACAUCCUUAAGGUUUUGAAUGAAGAAUGCGAUCAGAACUGGUACAAGGCAGAACUCAAUGGAAAAGAUGGCUUCAUUCCCAAGAACUACAUAGAAAUGAAACCACAUCCGUGGUUUUUUGGAAAGAUUCCCCGAGCGAAGGCUGAAGAGAUGUUGGGCAAACAGAGACACGAUGGUGCCUUCCUCAUCAGGGAGAGUGAGAGUGCUCCUGGGGACUUCUCCCUCUCAGUCAAGUUUGGAAAUGAUGUGCAGCACUUCAAGGUGCUUAGAGAUGGGGCUGGCAAGUAUUUCCUCUGGGUGGUGAAGUUCAAUUCUUUGAACGAGCUGGUAGAUUAUCACAGAUCCACAUCUGUCUCCAGGAACCAGCAAAUAUUUCUCCGGGACAUUGAGCAGGUGCCACAGCAACCCACAUACGUUCAGGCCCUGUUUGAUUUUGAUCCCCAGGAGGAAGGAGAGCUGGGCUUCCGUCGUGGAGACUUUAUCCAAGUCCUUGACAAUUCUGACCCCAACUGGUGGAAGGGAGCCUGCCACGGACAGACGGGCAUGUUUCCACGCAACUACGUGACCCCAGUGAACCGGAACAUCUAGAGAUAAAUAUUAGAGAUUAUUUAAAGAAAACAAGAGAACCAGUAAAUACACAUACAGAGCCUAACUGCAGCCAGUGACCUAAAAUCACACGGCGAUAAAACCUGAGUCACCUUUCACCGUGAGGUGAUCCUCCUUCACUCAGUACGGAACUUCAGGGGCUGGGGGGGGAAGAGUUCAACUUAACACACCAAAAGUUAUCUUUAAAAAGAGAAAAACAAAAAAAAGAGAGAGAAAAAGAGAGAGAAAACAAUGAAAAUAACAAAUUUCCUCAGCUGCUCCUGGGUUACCCCCUUUCAUCCACUCUUCUUGUUUCCCCCCCUCCCUCUGUCCAUCAGUGCAUGAAGUUUUAAUGCCAUAUAAAGUCCUAGCCAUGCAGUUAAAGGAAAAGGGAGAAACUCUGCUGGUAUUUUCUCUCUCUGCAAACGGUCUUCAUUUGACAUGAAGGGACAUGAGAGAAGAACCAAAUCCACAGUCCUGCCUUUAAAACAAAACAAAAAUCAUCAGUCUCUGCUUUUGCCUUCAACAUUCAGCUCUUCUUGCCUGGGAAAGAUGAGGUGUUAAUCUUAAGUUUUAUUGUCUCUCCUCCUUUGGCACUUUCUUCUGAAGCUCAGCAGCUUCCAAGCAGGGGAAGGGAGAAGAGUUGUGUGGCUUUUUUGUUCUUUUUCUUUUCUUUGGAGUCACAGAGCUGCUUUGAGAAACUCCAACGUACAACUGAGAUCUGUUCAUGCUGUGCUGACAGCUUUUUUUGUUGUGUUCUUUUCUUAAAGGUGUACGGUUGAGCACAUUCUGUACUUUUUUCCAUAGUGCCUUUCCCUUCUUUUCUUUUUUUAUUCUCUUUUUUUUUCUUUUAAGUUAAAAGGACAGUCCAGAACUUUUUUUUUUCCCUGCCUAUGUGUAAAUAAAUACUUUUGGGGGAAGGGUGUAAAGGAGGGUGGUUUUAUCAAUGGACAUUUGAGAGAAAUCUACAAACAAGAGAUGGAGCUUUAAUCUUAAGAUUUGUCUUAACUGUUGAACUUCCCUUAUGCCAAGGAAAGUAAAAUCAAGGCAUUCAAGUGGCAACUUCUGCUGCUCAGAGGUGGGGAGCUGCAACCAGGAGCCUCAAAAGAAGUAACAGAAAGGGGGGAAGUUAUGACCAGGGAAGAUGAGGAAGAAUAUUUUGGGGAGGGGAGGGUUAAGGGGAGGGGAAUUUGAGGAAUAAUCGCCCUGAGAUGUCCUACAAAAUGUACAUUCCUUUGAUGGAAAACUUUAUAAUGCAGAGAAACCUCAAGAAAUAGUGCUUGAAGACAAAAACCUUUAUGCUCUUAGUGAAUGUCUCUACGUGAUGCAUGUAAUCAGCCUGUCUCUUUGGCCUGGAUAGGGAAUAUUUGCAGUCGUGUUGCUCUUGAAACGUGGGGUUGGCAUCACUGUUCUCCAGUUUCUCCUCCCUCCUCAGGUCAGUGUUCCUGUUGAAGCAGAUCCCCCCGCCCCGCUCCCCAUUCACAGCAGGCUGUGUGAUGACUGUAAUCCCCACCCCGCACCAGAAUGGCAUUUUCUGUGGCCUCCACCAGAGCAGUGUGACAUUAAAUUGGACGGGAAGGAAAGCAACGGAGCCUCACUGCUCUCUGUGCCAAUCUUCACUUGCAUUACUUUUCCUUUUGAUGGCCGUUUGGCUGGAUCCCUUCACCCCACCAACGAAUCCAAACCCUGCAGCGGAGAUCUCCUCCCGCCCUGCCUGAGCACAGGCAAUCUUUAGUUGGAGGGUGCCUUUUUUUGUACUAAGUGUUACAAAUGUUUUCUUCCUGACAUGGACUCUGCCUUACACUUUUAAUUUUCCAGCAGAUGAAAGAGAGAGCUAUCCUGUAGAGUUAUUACUUUCUCCCCCUCUCCUUGCUAGCUGUCACUCACUUUCUUCCUUCUUUGUAAAGUGAUUGGAAGAGGAAUCUAUGGCAUUCUACACCUGGACCAUUUGAUUGUUUCCUUAUUUUGGAAUUGGUGUAUAUCAUGCAGCCUUGCAGACAUGUGUCUUGUGUGUGUAUAUAUAUUAAAAAAAAAAAUCAGUGUUUAAAUAAAAAAAAAAAAAGGCCUAUGUACUUAAUCCUUUAACUCUGCAGCAGCAUUUGGUAGAUAGUAAUUAACUGUGAAUAAUAAAUAUACAUUGAAUUCUUCA